Messenger RNA from Cololabis saira (Pacific saury), 2184 nucleotides. RefSeq names its product wingless-type MMTV integration site family, member 11 (gene wnt11). Lineage: Eukaryota; Metazoa; Chordata; Actinopteri; Beloniformes; Belonidae. The transcript has 6 exons. Gene Ontology annotation, molecular function: cytokine activity; frizzled binding. The record is from RefSeq and is a predicted model, not a curated record. Gene Ontology annotation, cellular component: extracellular region. Bases 280 to 1353 code for a protein of 357 amino acids. Gene Ontology annotation, biological process: canonical Wnt signaling pathway; cell fate commitment; multicellular organism development.
ACCUGCACUCAGCUCACUCGCACCACAGCGCUCCCACUCACACACUAUCAUGCGUACCUGUCCGGAACCAGUCUACCUGCCCGUGCUGGAUUUUACUGCAGCCUCUGGCUGAGGAGAGACGGCUGACUGAAGGAUAUUUGCAGGCUCGUUGAGAGGAGAGAGCGGAGCGCCGCGGUGAAGGAUUUAGAUGAGGUGCUGGGCCAUGAGAGCUGACCUCUGAAUCUGAGCCCAACAGCCUUUUGUAUUCGAGUCCUGCGUUAACUGGAGCCACCGUUCAUCAUGAGGAGCAGCACUCACGUCCUGCCUGUUGGAGUGCUCACGGCUCUGCUGCUGUCUCAAGUCUGCUCGGGCAUCAAAUGGCUAACGCUAUCACACACUCCUGUCUCGGUACACAUGAACCACACCCAGAACUGUAAGAAGCUGCCCGGUUUGGUGUCCUCCCAAGCUCAGUUGUGUCGCAGUAACCUGGAGCUCAUGCAGACCAUCAUACAAGCUGCACGAGAAGUCAAGAAAACAUGCCAGAAGACCUUUGGGGACAUGCGCUGGAACUGUUCCUCCAUUGAAAUCCCCGCUGGCGCCCAAAAGUAUCAUCCAGAUCUGGACAGAGGAACGAGGGAAUCUGCAUUUGUCUAUGCCCUGGCUGCAGCAACCAUCAGUCACACCAUAGCGAGAGCAUGCACUUCUGGGGAUUUGCGGCUGUGUUCAUGUGGUCCUAUCCCAGCGGAAAUCCCAGAACCCGGCUAUCGAUGGGGCGGCUGUGCGGACAACCUGCACUACGGUCUGAUGAUGGGCUCCAAGUUCUCAGACGCGCCCAUGAAGAUGAAGCGCUCGAGCUCCCAUGCCAACAAGCUGAUGCAUCUACACAACAGUGAAGUUGGCAGACAGGUGCUUCGAGGAGCGCUGGUGAUGAAGUGUAAAUGCCACGGGGUGUCUGGAUCCUGCUCUAUUAGGACCUGCUGGAGAGGGCUCCAGGAUCUCAGAGAGAUCGCCAUGGACCUUAAGACCAAGUACCUGUCGGCCACAAAGGUGGUUCACCGGCCUAUGGGGACGCGCAAGCAGCUCGUGCCGAAAGACCUUGACAUCCGGCCAGUGAGGGACAACGAGCUGGUCUACUUGCAGAGCUCCCCAGACUUCUGCAUCAAAAAUGAUAAACAGGGCUCUGUUGGCACAACAGACAGACAGUGCAACAAAACCUCCUUGGGCAGCGACAGCUGCGACCUGAUGUGCUGCGGCCGUGGCUACAACGCGUACACGGAGAAGGUGGUGGAGCGCUGCCACUGCAAGUACCACUGGUGCUGCUACGUGACCUGCAAAAAGUGCGACCGGAUUGUGGAGAGAUACGUAUGCAAAUGAGCCCUCACCCCUGCCGGCCUCACCAGCGGUGGCAGCAACAGCGGUGGCGGCAGAAACAGCAGCAGCAGCAGCUUUGUUUCCAGCCCAUAGCUGGGUGCAAAUCUACAGAUUAACCAAAGCACUACAGAACCAACGUGGUUUAUUUUUGUCUUAGGCUUUAGCAUGUGUAUGUGAGCGAGAACCGAUUUAUUCUUGUGCAGUAUCAUUUUUGUAUCAACUCUCCAAACAUCCACUUGGACUUCAACACAUUUUGCUGCACAAACCUGGACGUGGAAAGUGUGGCCACAGUGCGAGUCAGUUCAUGUGAAGACCACCGUCCUCCUGGGUAUUUUUAUUUUCCAUGUUAAUAAUCAUAACAGCCCCCUCAGACAGGGACACCGAAAGUCUGUUUAUAUCAUAUCUCUAAUACGAAGAAAUAGUGUUGGAUUUUAUGCUGGAGGAUCCUCCGGACUCAUGUUUUGGCUUCAUUCUGUGGAAGUCUCAUGGAUCCACGUGUUUUAGGUACUAUUAAAACUUUUUUCCUCUUUGGAAAUGGACAGUAGUGGAAAAAAGGAACACAAAGGGAACCUCAAGUACUUUUUAUGGAACAUUUUGUGUUUGAUGUUUGGGACUCUCAGCAUGUGCCGUGUGGAUCGUGAUAUGCCUGUGGAAAGAGAGCUGGAAUUUUAAGAACUUUGUGAAAAAGCCCAUUAUCUCCUUUUUAUUUGUCUGACAUUUACAGGCAGUUAAAAAAUAUAUAUAUAUUUUUCAGAGCUUAUGAAAUGAACUCAUGGAUUUUUAAACCACUUUUGUGUGGAUGUAUAUAAUGUUAUUUUGUAUACUAAAAAUAAA